AUGCGAUACCAGGGGCGCCAAGAACCUUUUUCCAUGAGAUACGUCCCCCGAAGCAGAUUUGCCUUCCGAUCAGCCCGCCAAAUCCCACCUAGGCCGCUUCAACAUCUACCAGAGGAACUCCUUCUUCGCAUUUUCACUUACGUCUCUCCGGCCGAUGGGAUACCGAUUCAAGACGUAAACGAGCUUCGUGAUUUACUAUGCCUCUCACUGGUGUCGCGCAAGUUCCAUCGCGUCGUUGAACCACUUCUGUAUCAGAACGUGGCCAUCACUGUGGGAACAGUUGAGGAGAUCUUAGUUGUACCGCUUGAUUUGGGAGAUGGCGAGAAAUUCACGGCGCAUUUUCCCGUACCAACUGUGAAGGGUUGCAACAUCAGGACGUUCAUGCGGACUAUGGUGACUCGACCGGACCUACCGAAACACGUCAAACAGGCUUCCAUAUUGAGACCACUCGGAACACCCCAUCCAGCGCCAUCGCCAACAUCCCUUGCAGUGCUAUCGCCGACCGACGAACCUGACUUAGGGUAUCUUUACGACCGUUGUUUACGCUGCCUCAGAAAUGCGGCUGCUACCGGAGACCCUAUCCAGUCCGGCAAAUGUUUUUGUGUGUUGCCCGUACGUGCAACGCUGUCAGUAAUGUCACCCUUACUCAGCUGGUUUCUGCGAACGAUGCAAAGCAUAACGUACCUUGAUCUCUCAAGGUACCAACGCUUUGACCUGCUCGAUCCGGUGUUUCGAACUGUGGGAAGCUCGCCUACAAUCUGCGAACCCCUCCCCUUCAAUGGGGUGCGAACUUUGAGUAUAUCAGGCUACAUCAGUCAACUCACAUUGGCGGACAUAUGGACUGUUUUUGCCUUGCCACGUCUUGAACGAUUAAUCGCAGACGACUUGGAGCUCGGAUGCGACCACGUCGAUAACCACGACGAUAGAAAGCGCGAUCACUGGGCCUCAGCUCCGCCUUCUGGUUUGCAAGAGUUGUAUUUGCACGACGUGUACUCAUGCCGGUGUGGAGGCGACUUCCUGGCUGAGGUCUUCAGGGUGUGUCCUGGUGUACAUACCCUUCGUAUCACCACUAAAUCGACUGGACACUCACGUGCGCUCCUGGAGAAACACCAAAAAUACUUUGGUGGCGUACGACAACUCUUCGUGUACCCUGAGCCACAGCAUUAUGACUUUGACAACUUGGAAGAUUUCUCAUACACUGUCGACACUCAUAUGGAUCAUGUGCGCACAUCGACCGUCAUUGAGCACUUGGUUGUUAGCGUCGCUGAUUUGUUCGAGAUCAAAUCCAGUGACACUUUUCUUUUGCUGGAGGAGGCACGGCUUAACAUGAUGUUACCGACUACACUCCGCUCUCUGCAACUGAGGGUUGAUACGACCCUAACAGGAUUCCCAGAGUUUACUGUUGCCAUGGUAAAUCUUUGCACUGCAGCAAGAGGUCAUUUUCCCGUCAUGCAGCGGAUUGAGAUUAUCGAGGUUCAUCACGACAGAAGCGAGUGCGUGGACGAGCAUUCCGACCCUCGGGAUCCAGAACGUGACAUCGCGUCUCGGGCCUACUACCAAUCGACUAUCGGGCGCAGCUUCCUACGCAAGAUCAAGUAA
Boeremia exigua is the source of this 1599-nucleotide messenger RNA. RefSeq lists its product as uncharacterized. NCBI's taxonomy places the organism in Eukaryota, Fungi, Ascomycota, Dothideomycetes, Pleosporales, Didymellaceae. Gene Ontology annotation, molecular function: protein binding. The transcript is spliced from 2 exons. The record is from RefSeq and is a predicted model, not a curated record. Bases 1 to 1599 code for a protein of 532 amino acids.